AUGGAGUGCCGACGGCAUUUUGAGGACCGCGCAUCCACGCUCGCGAUCAACAGGAAUUUCCCCAAGCCCAGCUUCCGCGUCAAGGACAGCGAAACCCAGCUCGAAAUCUUGACCGCCUCGUUUCACUUGACGUACGAUAAGCAACGGUUCAGCCCCAAUGGCCUGGUGGCCACCUUUACCAGCAAGCAGACUGACUGGGGCGGCGAAUGGCGUUAUGGCGGGCCCGCAAAGGACAACUUGGGGGCACGGCGAGAACCCUCGACUGGACCAAUGGCCGGUGCGAGCUCGGGCCGGGGAUCCUCUCCAGGGCGGGUUUCGCCAGCCUGGAUGACUCUACCAGCAUGUUGUUUGACGGCAAGGGCUUUGUGGCCCCCGUCGAUCGGGGAUCGUAUCGAUGGCUACUUGUUCCAUUACGGCCAUGACUACAAGGGGGCCAUCGAGUCGUACUAUGCGAUUUCUGGCAAACAGCCCGUUAUACCACGGUGGUGCCUCGGCAACUGGUGGAGCCGGUACUUUGCCUACUCCGCGGACGAGUAUCUUGCACUGAUGGAUGAGUUUCAAAAGCAUGAGGUGCCCUUAUCUGUGGCUGUUGUUGACAUGGACUGGCAUGUUGUCAAAGGCGACCACGUUCCCCACGUCGGUUGGACGGGCUACACUUGGAACAAAUCGCUGUUCCCUGAUCCAGAGGGGUUCACCGGAGCCCUUCACGAUCGAGGCCUGAAGAUCACCCUCAACGAUCAUCCGCAUGCCGGAAUCCAUCACCACGAAGAGGUGUACGAGGAGCUAUCGCGCGCUCUCGGCCACGAUACAGCGCACAAAGCCCCCGUCCUGUUCGACCCGACCUCGCCCGAGUUCAUGCACGCCUACUUCAACGUGGUGCACCGAAAGCUGGAGGAGCAGGGCUGCGACUUUUGGUGGAUCGACUGGCAGCAGGGGCCUUACACGCGCAUCCCCGGGAUUGACCCCCUCUGGCUCCUGAACCAUUUCCAAUUCCUCGAUCUCGAGCGCAAGCAGGGCGCCGGCGAGGCCCUCGUCUUUUCCAGAUACGCCGGGCCGGGGAGCCACCGAUACCCCGUGGGCUUCUCUGGGGAUACGCAUAUGACGUGGUCAUCCCUCCAAUUCCAGCCCGAGUUCACUGCCACAGCCGCCAACAUCGGAUAUGGGUGGUGGAGCCACGACAUUGGAGGCCACAUGGAGGGCUACCGCGACGACGAACUGGCUGCCCGCUGGGUGCAGUUCGGAACCUUUUCGCCGAUCAUGAGGGGCACCGUCUACGAUGGCGAUCGGGAGAUUGCCAUGUACCGAUCUCUCCAUCGCAUUCCCGUUCUCGCGCCAGAGGGUGCCAUCAUCCCCCUAGACCGUGAGCGAGUACCGACCAAUGGUUGCGCCAACCCCGAUGCAUUUGAGAUGCUUGUUGUCGUAGGCCGCGACGGUGAAUUUACAAUCACAGAAAGCACUAGGGAUGACAGGAUCCCCUCCGCAAGUGGCGAAGCGGUGAUUCGCCACAUUCCAAUCAAAUUUCAGCAGGCGAAAGGCCGAUUGACCGUCAACGGCGCGGGGAAGGCGUGGAUAUUCCGCUUCAUCUCUCUCGAAGCUGGGAUGGCUGAGAGCAUUAGAGUCCUCAUCAAUGGCGAGGUAUCUGGCGACUCGGUGGUCAACGUCAACACCUUGCCACUGCUACCUAGCGUGGCUGUGAGUGUCUCGGCCGAUGCUAGUAAGAACGAUGAUAUCGUUAUCGAAUUGGGUCCUAACCCACAGUUGGAAAUCCUGAACUAUGCCGAUACCUUUGCCAAGAUACUCGUAGACUUUCAAAUUGAAAAUAAUCUCAAAGACAGGAUAUGGGAGGUUCUCAACGCAAAUCAGCCCACUGCGGUCAAGGUUGGAAGACUGUUGAGUUUGGAGCUAGACAAGGCAGUGGCCGGCCCAUUCAUGGAGCUCAUUCUCUCCGAUAGCCGAAGGGAGUGA
This is a messenger RNA of Parascedosporium putredinis, 1965 nucleotides long. The record is from the annotation of a GenBank genome assembly. Lineage: Eukaryota; Fungi; Ascomycota; Sordariomycetes; Microascales; Microascaceae.